Molecule: messenger RNA, 4707 nt
Organism: Hemicordylus capensis (graceful crag lizard)
Lineage: Eukaryota; Metazoa; Chordata; Lepidosauria; Squamata; Cordylidae
Product: zinc finger protein 665-like
Exons: 12
Coding region: 224-4117 (1297 amino acids)
Biological process (GO): regulation of transcription by RNA polymerase II
Molecular function (GO): RNA polymerase II cis-regulatory region sequence-specific DNA binding; DNA-binding transcription factor activity, RNA polymerase II-specific
Source: RefSeq, a predicted model, not a curated record
UUGCCUCUAGGUGGCUGAAGUAGUCUAAUGAAUUCUGGUUGCUGAGCAUGCUCAGACGCUGCUUCUGAGUACCCACUUUGCAAGCUGAAGGAGAUAGCAAAGGGACUCAGACGGAGGCCUGAGUGUCGGUCCUGCUGUUAAUCCUUAAAGCAACCCUGCUUGGAUCCAAAGGGAAGAGAUCCAUGAGGUGGAAUUUGGGUGCCAAUAAUCUCCAUCCCUCAACAUGGAGAUAUUUUUCAGAGCUGGCUUGGAGCAGGGUUUAAAGAUAGAAAAGGAAGAUUUGGAUGGUCACGAAGCAGGAAAAGACCCUGAGGCCAACCAGAUGGGGAGCAGCAGGGAAUUCUGGGAAAGAGCUGAGCAGAAGAUGCUGGGAGUUGAAGAGGACGCCACCAGCCCAGAUGUGCAGCAUCAAAGCUUCAGGCAGUUCUGCUACCGGGAAGCUGAGGGGCCCCGAGAGGUUUGCAGCCAACUCCACAGGCUUUGCUGCCGGUGGCUGAAGCCGGAAAGGCACACCAAGAAGCAGAUCGUAGACCUGGUGGUGCUGGAGCAGUUCCUGACCAUCCUGCCCGCGGAGAUGGAGAGCUGGGUCAGAGAAUGCGGAGCGGAGACCACUUCCCAGGCGGUGGCUCUGGCAGAAGGUUUCCUCCUGAGCCGGGAAGAGGAGCAGAAGCCGGAAGAGCAGCAGAUGCCAGACCAGCUGCCAGAAGCCGCCCCUGAUUUCCCUGAGGCAGAGGAGGCUCCAUCAGAAACCAGGCAGAGGCCACCAUCCAGUGGGAUCUCAGAGGAAGCUGAUGGAGGUGCUGAAAGGCUAGGACCCUGGCAUCCUCAGUCAUUUCUCCUUUCCAGUGGAGUGGAAGAAGCUUCAGGAGGACCGGAUCAGGUGACCUCUGAGGACGUGGCUGUGCAUUUCACAGAGGAGGAGUGGGUUCUGCUGGAUCCGGCCCAAAGAGCCUUGCACAGAGAAGUCGUGGAGGAGAAUGCUGCGAAUCUGGCCGCUCUGGAAGGCGACAGUUGGAAGAAUGAGGGAAAACCCAGCGGAGAAAUCUUGGGAGGUGCAAGAAGGAAAAAGAAGGAACAACAGAAUCGAAAAACGGCGGCAAAGUGGAAGAGCAGGAAUGGAUCAUCCCCUUCUCAUCAUGGAAUCCAACAAAGAAUGCAGAAAGCGAGAGAGAGAAGCCUGUGCCCUCCAUUUAGGAAAAGCUCCAGUUCAGAACCAAGCUCUCAACCUCAGUGGGAAAUGCACACAGGGGAGAAACCAAAUAAAUGUAUGGAGUGUGGAAAGAGCUUCAGCACGAGUGGAUAUCUGACUAUACACCAGAGAAUCCACAGUAGGGAGAAAACAUAUAAAUGCUUGGAAUGUGGAAAGAGCUUCAUCAAGAGGGGAGAUCUUACUGUACACCAGAGAAUCCACACUGGGGAGAAACCACACAAAUGCUUGGAGUGUGGAAAGAGCUUCAGCACAAGUAAAUAUCUGACUACACACCAGAGAACCCACAGUGGGGAGAAACCAUAUAAAUGCUUGGAGUGUGGAAAGAGCUUCAUCAAGAGGGGAGAUCUUACUAUACACCAGAGAAUCCACACUGGGGAGAAACCGCACAAAUGCUUGGAGUGUGGAAAAAGUUUCCACCAGAUUGGACACCUUACUAUACAUUAUAGAACCCACACUGGGGAGAAAUCUUAUGAAUGCUUGGAGUGUGGAAAGACCUUCAGUACACGUUCAGAUCUUACUAGGCAUUGUAGAACCCACACUGGGGAGAAACCAUAUAAAUGCUUGGAGUGUGGAAAAAACUUCCGCCGGAGUGGACAGCUUACUAUACAUCAUAGAACUCACACUGGCGAGGAACCACACAAAUGCUUGGAGUGUGGAAAGAGCUUCAGCACAAGUGCAUAUCUGACUAUACACCAGAGAACCCACACUGGGGAGAAACCAUAUAAAUGCUUAGAGUGUGGAAAGAGCUUCAGCAUCAAUUCCACUCUGACUAGGCAUCGUAGAACCCACACUGGGGAGAAACCAUAUAAAUGGAGCAUGGAAAGAGCUUCUGCCAGACUGUACAGCUUCCUAUAUCACAUGAAUGCUUGGAGUGUGGAAAGAGCUUCAGGAGGAAGUCAACCCUUACUGCACAUGCGCAAACGCAUACAGGGUGAUAAAGCUGAGGAUCUUUCUCACUGUGUGAAUUCUAAAACCUUCCGGGAUUUCUGCUUCCGGGCAAGCAAAUUAUUGAGCAACGGAUGGCUUGUAAAACGCAACACUGCUUCGACUGCAGGGGAAGAGAUCCAUGAGGUGGAAUUUGGGUGCCAAACAUCUCCAUCCCUCCACAUGGAGAUAUUUUUCAGAGCUGCCGUGGAGCAGGGAUUAAAGAUAGAAAAGGAAGACUCGGCUGACCGGGAAGCAAGAAAAUGCCCCAAGGCCAGACAGGUAGGGAGCUGCCGGGAAUUUUGGGAAAGAGCUAAGCAGAAGAUGCUGGGAGUCGAAGAGGACACCACCAGCCCAGGUGUGCAGCAUCAAAGCUUCAGGCAGUUCUGCUACCGGGAGGCCGAGGGGCCCCGAGAGGUUUGCAGCCAACUCCACAGGCUUUGCUGCCGGUGGCUGAAGCCAGAAAGGCACACCAAGAAGCAGAUCAUAGACCUGGUGGUGCUGGAGCAGUUCCUGACCAUCCUGCCCACGGAGAUGGAGAGCUGGGUCAGAGAAUGCGGAGCAGAGACCACUUUCCAGGCGGUGGCUCUGGCCGAAGGUUUCCUCCUGAGCCGGGUAGAGGAGCAGAAGCCGGAAGAGCAGCAGAUGCAAGACCUGCUGUCAGAAGCAACCCCUCAUUUCCCUGAGGCAGAGGAGGCUCCGUCAGACACCAGGAAUAGGCUGCUGUUGUCCAGUGGGAUCUCACAGGAGGGUGAUGGAGGUGUCGGAAGGAUAGGGCCCAGGAAUCCUCAGCCAUCUCUCCUUUCCAGUGGAGCGGAAGAAGCUUCAGGAGGACCGGAUCAGGUGACCUUUGAGGAAGUGGCUGUGCAUUUCACGGAGGAGGAAUGGGCGCUGCUGGAUCCAGCCCAAAGAGCCCUGCACAGAGAGGUCAUGGACGAGAAUGCUGCAAAUCUGGCCGCUCUGGAAGGUGAUAGGUGGAAGAAUGAGGGGAAACCUAGCGGAGGCAUUCUGGGAAGUACAAGUUGGGGAAAGAGGAAACAACCGAAACAAAAAAUGGGAGCAAAAGGGAAGAACGGGAAUGGAUCGUCCCCUUCUCAUCAUGGAACCCAGCAAAUAGUGCAGAAAGAACGAGAAAACAGCCUGUGCCCUCCACGUAGGAAAGCCUCCAGUUCAGAACUGAGUUCUCAACCUCAGUGGGAAAUACAGGCAGGGAAGGAACUAUACGAAUGCUUGGAGUGUGGAAAGAGCUUCAGCACCAGUGGAUAUCUUAAUAAACACCAUAGAAUCCACACUGGGGAGAAACCUCAUAAAUGCCUGGAGUGUGGAAAGAGCUUCAGCCGGAGUGGAGAUCUUACUGCACAUCGUAGAACCCACACUGGGGAGAAACCGUAUAAAUGCUUGGAGUGUGGAAAGAGCUUCAGCACCAGUGGAUAUCUUAAUAAACACCAUAGAAUCCACACUGGGGAGAAACCUCAUAAAUGCCUGGAAUGUGGAAAGAGCUUCAGCCGGAGCGAGGCACUUACGGCACACCGAAGAACUCACACUGGGGAGAAACCGUAUAAAUGCUUGGAGUGUGGAAAGAGCUUCAGCUGGAGUGGAGAUCUUACUGCACAUCGUAGAACCCACACUGGGGAGAAACCGUAUAAAUGCUUGGAAUGUGGAAAGAGCUUCAGAACGAGUGGAAAGCUAACUAUACAUCAUAGAACCCACACACGGGGGAAACUUCAUAAAUGCUUGGAGUGUGGAAAAAGCUUCAGACUCAGUGGAGCUCUUACUAGUCAUCAUAAAAUCCAAACUGGGGAGACACCACAUAAAUGCUAUGAGUGUGGAAAUAGCUUCAGCUGGAGGGGAGAUCUUACGGUACACCAUAGAACCCACACUGGAGAGAAACCAUAUGGAUGUUUGCAGUGUGGAAAGAGCUUCAAAAGGAGUGGAGAUCUUACUAGACACCGUAGAACCCACACUGGGGAGAAAACCGUAUAAAUGCUUGGAGUUUCACAAGAGCUUCAGGAGGAAGGCAAAGCUUACCACACCUGAACCAACUCAUACACGAUGAAAAUCAUACACCUGAAACGGCAGAUAAAACUGACGAUAAACCUCACUGUAUGAAAUAUAAAACCUUGUUGAAAUGUCUUCUUCUGAUUUGACUUGUUUUUACACUUGUUACCUUCUGAGCAGUCACCUUAAACGCUCCCUUGGCAUCGCUGAGACGAAGUGGGGAAAUGCUCAACUAACAAGCAGAAGGUUGCCAGUUCAAAUCCCCACUGGUGCUCUAUCGGGCAGCAGCGAUCUAGGAAGAUGCUGAAAGGCAUCAUCUCAUACUGUGCGGGAGACGGCAAUGGUUAACCCCUCCUGUAUUCUACCAAAGACAACCACAGGGUUCUGUGGGCGCCAGGGGUUGAAAUCGACUUGACGGCACACUUUGCCUUACCUUCUGAGAGAACUGGGACCCCGUGUUUUACCGACUCGGUUAUGAAUAAAUGUGCAUAAUUGAUUCCAACUGAUUCAUGACUAUUAGUGCUUCACAGCAUAUACUUUCUUUUCAUUGGCUCUUAAUAAAUGUCUGUAUUGGU